AGAGUGCAUCUGACCUGUGAACGGGAACAUGCUUCACUGCUGAGUCUGCUGGUUCACCUGUUCAACCUGCACCUGUUUCUAGAAUAACAACCACGCUACAGCUCAACAGUCCUCUCGCCAUGGCUCUGGCUGGAGUGAGGGUUAUCGAGCUGGCGGGUUUAGCUCCGGCACCGUUCUGCGGUAUGAUCCUGGCGGACUUUGGAGCCAAGGUGAUCCGCGUGGACCGGACAAAGGUGGCCAUGUCUUUGGACACACAAGGACGGGGGAAACAAUCUGUGGCCCUCAACCUGAAGUCAUCAGAGGGCGUCGCUGUGCUCAGGAAACUCUGUGUCCAGUCUGAUGUGGUCCUUGAGCCCUACCGUAAAGGUGUGAUGGAGAAGCUGGGCCUCGGCCCACUUGAGCUCUUAAAGGAGAAUCCCCGUCUGAUCUACGCUCGGCUGACGGGGUACGGCCAGAGUGGAUCUUAUGCCAAUACUGCUGGACAUGACAUCAACUAUCUCGCCAUGUCAGGCCUUUUAUCCCGGCUGGGUCGCACUGAAGAGAAGCCGUGCGCUCCACUGAACCUGGUUGCAGACUUUGCAGGUGGUGGUCUCACCUGUGCUAUGGGGAUCGUUCUGGCUCUGCUGGAGAGGAUGAAGUCAGGGAAAGGACAGAUCAUUGAUGCCAGCAUGGUCGAAGGAGCAGCUUAUGUAGGUUCAUUUGUGUGGAAGUCUCGUAGCGUUGGCUUGUGGGACCGCUCAAGAGGACAAAACAUGCUGGACAGCGGAGCGCCGUUCUACGAUACGUACCAGACUUCAGACGGAAAGUACAUGGCUGUUGGGGCCUUAGAACCCCAGUUCUACAUGCAGCUACUUCAGGGCUUGGAGCUCGAUGCUGGAGAGCUGCCUUCUCAGAUGAGCUUCAGUGAUUGGCCGGAGCUGAGACGGAUCUUCACGGAGCGUUUUGCCUCCAAGUCCCAGGCGGAGUGGUCUGAGAUUUUUGACGGGACUGAUGCCUGUGUUACACCUGUGUUGUCUUUCGACCAGGUGAGCUCACACCCACAUAACAAGGAAAGAGCUUCUUUCAUCGAAGACUCCAGCGGCGCUGAAAGCCCCCGGCCGGCUCCGGUUCUCUCUCGGACUCCUGCUGAGCCGUGCCUCUCCCCUGAUCCUGUUAUUGGAGAACACACAGCGGAGGUCCUUGAGGAAUACGGAUUUACAUCCGCUGAGAUAGACCAGAUGCGAGCAGCCGGGGUCGUGGAGUGUAAUGCUGUCAGAUCGAAGCUGUAAAGCCAAAAGCUUGAAUAUGACUGAUCAUUAAUUCUACUGACAAAUGGAAGUGAUUAAUACAGUUUAAAAAAACUGAACAAGACUGCCGCACAUCUCAGUCUAAUCUGCCUUUUUUAAAUGUCUUUUGAAUCUGUUGAUUCAAAAUAGAAACCAAAUUAAUUUUUGAACCUUUUCAAACUCAAACCGAGAGACUCAUAAAUACUCACCAAUCUCACCACUUUGUAAUGAUUUUCUCAUGCCUGAGUAACAUAAUGGACCGUGUUUUUACAGAGAGCAGAGGCUGCCGCUCACUUAAGUGUUGGAGACAUUUGGUUGGUCACAGUGAAAGGACAUCAUUUGCACACUUGGGGUAAAUGGAUGUAAUUGUGUAAGCCAGUAAUAUAGUAUGUCAGUCUUUUUUUUUUAAGUGCCUCUGCUGCCCUCAGAGUGCGUUUCUCUGAAGGACAAAAAAGCCUUGUGACUCUUAAAAGCACUAAGUACUAUGUAGCGCUACAUUUUUCGCCUGGUUGUAGAGUUUGUCAAAAGGCGUUUGUGGGCACAGCUUGAUAAUCAGUAUCAUAAAAACAGCCAUGUGAUGCAGCCUUUAGGGUUAGAUGUUGAGAUUAAAAGAUGAGUUGGAUUUAAACUUGCAGUAAAGCAGGCUAGGAAUGUCCUCCUAGUUAGCAGAUAUUUAUUUAUGAACUGCAAUUAAAUAUUGCAUUUUCACACUGAAGAAACAUUAUCUGAAUUUAGCUGCAUUUAAACAGUUUGUGUUCACCUACAAGUUCCACAAGUCACAACCCACCUGUGCCUUUUCCUCUUUAUUCUCAUGACAAAAAGAAAAUGAAAUUCAUCUUUAUUCAUGUUAGUUGUCAAGCUCAACUUUACACCUAACGGGCUUGAGUUGCUCCAGCAAAGAGAAAAAAAUCCCCCAAAAAGAUCCAAAGCGCAAACAUAGAAAGUCAGAGAAGAAUGAAGGAGAUGCCACCGGUCACCAUGGCUACGGAUCACUCACAAAAUGGACUGUGUCACAAAGUCGAAAAACAACAUGACCUUACUGGAUGCACAGGACUUUGAUUGAUUAAAUGACAGACAGAGGGGACAGAUACUCUAGCAUACAGUAUGGAAAAUGCUUCCCCAAGAGUUUAAGUGAAUAAAAAAAAAAUCAGAUAGCAGUUAUUUGUUCAGAAAAGAUCAAUUUAAUAUGUAACUCCAUUUACAGUCCAAUGGAGCCUUUUUUCAAAGCAGGAAGCUUUUUGAGUGAUAAUGUCAAUAACUGAUCUACAAAUCUUUGAGUUCAUAAAAUAUCUUCAACAAGCGUGUUUGUUGGGGAUUUUGAAUCUGCUGGUCGUGAAUCUUUUGUGUGUUGUGUUUUAUUCAGUUGGUGAAGUUCUUUCAGCACUUCUCACUGCUGCUCGAGGGUGCUGCUGAAGAUGAUGAUUUAUUAAGUAUGAAAUUCUCGGACCGUCUAUUGCUGGAUGCAUCAUGAAAAAUAAAGAACCUUGUAUGUAAUU
This is a messenger RNA of Labrus bergylta (ballan wrasse), 2761 nucleotides long. It is a transcript of the gene amacr, whose product is annotated as alpha-methylacyl-CoA racemase. The record is from RefSeq and is a predicted model, not a curated record. Gene Ontology annotation, molecular function: alpha-methylacyl-CoA racemase activity. Gene Ontology annotation, cellular component: mitochondrion. Lineage: Eukaryota; Metazoa; Chordata; Actinopteri; Labriformes; Labridae. Gene Ontology annotation, biological process: bile acid metabolic process.